Messenger RNA from Pelodiscus sinensis (Chinese soft-shelled turtle), 1990 nucleotides. The record is from RefSeq and is a predicted model, not a curated record. NCBI's taxonomy places the organism in Eukaryota, Metazoa, Chordata, Testudines, Trionychidae.
AUGUUCCUAUUCUGCUUUCAGGAAAGUGAAGAUGGCAUCGAAGGAGACGCUGUGCUCUCGGAUUACGAAAGUGCAGAAGACUCCGAGUUGGAUGUUUGCUUGCAGGCCGAGGAGGGGGAGUACAGCGAGGAGGAAAGCGCCAAGGUGGAGCUGAAGCAGGAGAGCAGCAAUGCCACUGAAUCCACAGGAAAAGCAGAGAAAGGGGAAGAGAAACCUGCCCCCAAAGGUUCUGUGACGGGCGAGAGACAGAGCGGGGAUGGGCAGGAGAGCACUGAACCAAUUGAGAAUAAAGUGGGGAAAAAGGUCCCCAAGCACUUGGAUGACGACGAGGACCGGAAGAACCCUGCUUACAUACCCCGCAAAGGGCUCUUCUUUGAACAUGAUCUCCGCGGGCAGACCCAGGAGGAGGAAGUCAGGCCAAAGGGGCGCCAGCGAAAGCUCUGGAAGGAUGAGGGCCGCUGGGAGCAUGACAAAUUCCGGGAAGAUGAGCAAGCCCCCAAAAGCAGGCAGGAGCUGAUCGCCCUCUACGGCUAUGACAUCAGAUCGGCUCACAAUCCCGACGACAUCAAGCCCAGGAGGAUGCGCAAGCCCCGGUUUGGGAGCCCCCCGCAGCGCGAGGUGAACUGGGCCAACGAGAGGCAAGCCAAGCCGCCGAGACACGAGAGCUCAGACAGUGCUUCGCUGCCAACACGGACCUUCACCAGCCGCAACGCAGCAGGCACCGGGAGGAUGCCCCCAGCCAGGAACUUUCCAAGGAUGGGUGGCUACAAAGAGAACCGGCCAAGCUACCGAGCUGUGGAAGCAAACAGCCAGCACCUCUCUCGAGCAGGGGAGCAGGCUAAGCACGACAGCAGUACCCGGGCGAGGCGUGUGGAAGAAGCCCCCGAGAGGGACCCCUCUCCUGAAGCAGAGAUGGCCCCUGUCCACAGCAGCCCUGCCAAGAAGGAAGAGCUGGUUUUGGAAAGCCAGACCCCCAGCACGGACUCUGCCCAGCCGCCACCAGACAGACCCAUUGAAAAGAAAUCCUACUCCAGGGUGAGGAGAACUAGGGUUAAAGCCGGCGAUGCAGGGAAGCUGGCCGAUGAAGUGCCCCCUCCAGAAGGGUCGGCGCCCGUGCCUCCGAAACCGGUACAGGUCGCGAGCCCCCCUCCUCCUGCAAAGGCUGGGAGUUGGGAGUCGCCAGUGGAAGCCAGCCUGGAUGGAUUGGAGCAAGACAUGACUCAGCUGAAUCUAACCGAGCAGACCUGGACCCCGGGACAGCCUCCGUUCAUACAGCCUCGGGAGCUUCGAGGUAUUCCUAAUCAUAUGCACAUGGGAGCUGGACCACCACCCCCGUUUAACAGGAUGGAGGACAUGGGAGUACAGGCGGGCCGUGCCAAGCGUUACUCAUCCCAGCGCCAGCGGCCGCCAGUUCCGGAGCCUGCUCCCCCAAUGCACAUCAGCAUCAUGGAAGGGCACUAUUACGAUCCAUUACAAUUCCAAGGACCAAUCUACACCCACAGUGAGACUCCUGCCCCGUUACCCCCCCAGGGUAUGAUUGUGCAGCCGGAAAUGCACCUCCCACAUCCAGGUUUACAUCCACACCAGACGCCAGCACCUUUGGCUAACCCUGGCUUAUAUCCUCCACCGGUCUCCAUGCCGCCUGGGCAACCGCCCCCACAGCAGCUGCUCACGCCCACCUAUUUCUCCCCUCCUGGAGUCAUGAAUUUUGGCAGCCCCGGCUACCCCUACCCCCCUGGAGCACUUCCACCCCCACCCCCUCCCCAUCUCUAUUCCAAUACACAGGCCCAGUCCCAGGUGUACGGCGGGGUCACCUACUACAACACUGUCCAGCAGCAAGUGCAGCCGAAACCUUCUCCGCCCCGAAGAACAUCCCAGCCUGUGACUAUCAAGCCACCGCCCCCCGAGGUUGUAAGCAGGGCUCCAGUUAAUUUGAGUUUCUAAAUACUUUAAAUCUAAACCCACGUACAAAGACAGCACAAGUGAGAAG